AUGUCAGCGUUUGGUAUCUCCAGUUCCUUCCAGUUCUUAACCGUUGCCGCAGAUGAAAACUACUAUGUGGGAAACCUCUUUCGAGGUGAAGAGAACCUGGACUACUACCCGCAGGUCGCUGCGCCAGGCUAUGGGCCGUAUGGCUAUGCCGACCCUCAGCAGCCCGGUGGGUACCUUGCCGAAGUGCCCAAGCCGCAGCAGGCCUACUACCCGCCGCCGCAGGGAUACGCGGCUCCUCAGGCGUAUCCUCAAACCUACGGCCAGCCGCUGCAGAGUCCCGGCUACGGUUGGCAGCAGGGGGGCGGCUAUCCGCAACCUGCGUAUCAAGCCCCCAGGUCCUACAUGGAGCAACAGGCUGUUGCCACGCCCACUUAUGAGGAAUACGAAGGGCCGAGAGCAGAGAGCAUGCCCACGGAAACCCAGAUGCGGGGCGGGCACCACGACCAAAAGAAGAAGAAGGGAGACGACCACCACACCUCGCUGAGCACGGGCUUACAGGCGCUGAUGGGCGCAGGCAAGCUCUUCAGCACCGGCGUUGAUGUGUUGGCCGCACUCAACAACUUGACUUAG
Molecule: messenger RNA, 570 nt
Organism: Acanthamoeba castellanii str. Neff
Lineage: Eukaryota; Discosea; Longamoebia; Acanthamoebidae
Exons: 5
Coding region: 1-570 (189 amino acids)
Source: RefSeq, a predicted model, not a curated record